Besnoitia besnoiti is the source of this 2883-nucleotide messenger RNA. Its product is annotated as Mpv17 / PMP22 family protein. NCBI's taxonomy places the organism in Eukaryota, Apicomplexa, Conoidasida, Eucoccidiorida, Sarcocystidae. Gene Ontology annotation, cellular component: membrane; cytoplasm. The transcript is spliced from 3 exons. The record is from RefSeq and is a predicted model, not a curated record. The coding region runs from base 1 to 2883 and encodes 960 amino acids.
AUGCUGAAUUCCGUCAGCGAGACCUUGGCGGUUCAGCUCGCCUCUCAUGAGAUCAGUGUCGCCCUGCCCUCCCACAGCUCGCUUCGACGUCCGUGGCUUCCACGCCGAGCGUCAACGGCCUUCUUCUUCAGCGCCUCAGCUCUCUUCGCUGAGGAGCAACGCCUCUGUCUGCGCGGCAUCAAGUCCCCGUCGGCUUUCGGCGUCUGCGUUCAGGCCUCCGCGCCGGUUCCGCUGGGCGCGAGGGGGGAGGCAGGCGGCCGCUGCGCUCGUCCGCGGAGCUGUGAACCGGGGCGACCGCGCUUCUCUCCUCGCUCUGCAGCGUCUCCGAAAGCAGUGCAGGAUUCGAAGAGACAAUCCGGAAGCAUGUCGCCCGGCGUAUGGGGCCUGCGGACCUUUUCAGGUCAGCCCGCUGCGCGCAUCUACCGUAGUUCGCUGCGGACGCGCUCCGUCGCCUCGCGCGCCGCAGUCGGUCUACAGACACACGCGGGUCCUUUGCAGUUGUCUCCAAGGGGGAACGCAGCGUGGGGAACUGGAGGCGAGAGUCUGGAGUCGAGGAACCUGCCUGUUCCUGGCAGGCAGAGCUCCUCCGGUCGUUGCGCCCCGCUGAAAACGCGCGCCUGCUCUGGCGCCGCUGCAGAGGCGUCUUCCACGCGUGGCGCUUCGACUGCUCCUGCGUUUCAAACGCCGUCCGCUUCUGCCGCCAAACGCGCUCUAUCGCCGCGGGUUCGGAGGCGUUCCGCGGCGUCUGGGCUCUCUUCGCUUCCUCGCCCGCCUGGGACGUCGUCUGCCGUAUCAGCCUGUCCUGCGGCUCCCUUUGAGUCACGCUGUUCGCCACGCCUCUCUUGUCUCUCUGCCUCGCCGUCGCCCGCCUGUGCGUGCCCCGCGGAGCCCGCGGGCGACGCAGCCGUCAAAGCCUCGGCGUUGUCUGCCCUCGCCUUCCCUCGAUCACACAGUGCAUUUCAGUCCUUGGGAGCCGCGAAAUUCGGCUCAAGUCUGCCUUGGGAGCUGCGCACUCUGUCAGGCCUCGCUCGUUCGUCCCCACGGUCCUUUCAGGCUUCCUCUGCGUCGCUCUCGUGUGCCUCGCGGCCUUCACGCCUGCGGCGCAAGCCGGCGGCGCUCGACUCCGAGGCGCUGCAGGCAGAGCUGGGCAGCGCGCCGCGCAGUUCUGCGGGAGGCGAGGUCGGUCCUUUGCUCAGCUCUGAUUCUGCGCAGGACACGUCCGCCCUCCGAGACGCGCGAGGCAAGACGGCCUGCGCGACUCUCGAAACUGAGUGGCGAGCAAGGCAGCCGCGGAGGACUCCUCCUCCGCCUCAGUGGACGCGAGAGUGUGGAGAAGAGGCGCGGCGGAGGCUGGAAGAGGAAGAGGAGAAGAAGCGGAACACCAUCUGGGCGCGCGUGAAGCGGCCGAUUGCAGACCGGGAGCGGAUGAAAAAAGACAUGCUGCUCAACGCAGUCGCGGCGCUGAUCAUCUACGGCAUUAGCGACGCCUCCGCGCAAACGCUACAGCAGCGGCUGCGCGAACUCGCCGAGGAACCCGAAGAAGGGGAGGACAAGCGGAGCGGCGACGAGGCCGCAAGGCUCUCCGGGGGAGGUACACUGGAGGACGCGCGAGGCGGUGUGGGCACCGAGGCAAGGAUCGAGGGCGACACGGCAUUUUCGCGCAAGAGCGAGGCUCUGAUGCAGAGAGUGUCGCAGACUGCCGAGGGAGAGGAACACCUUCUUUCAGAGGGCAAGGAGAAGGAAGGCGGCAACGGCCAGCCUUCGUGGAAAGAGUGGGACUGGCGCAGGACGGUGUCGCUUGCGCUGGAGGGUUUCAUCAUCAACGGUUUUUUGUUGACAGCCUUCUACCACAAGUUGGAGGUCAUGCUGCACGACGCUGCUCUCUCGGCUUCGCCGCAGCCUGGCGGCGCGCAUUCGUCGUCGUCUGGCGUCGCAGCCGCGGGAUCCUUGUCUCCUCUGUCCAGUCAGGAGCCUGCCUUCGCCUUAUCCUCUGCCUCAACGUCGCCCGUCUCAUCCUCUGCCUCGGCGUCGCCCGCCUCAGGCUCGGCGGGUUCGUCCAGCGGGUCCACCGGGGCUAGGUCGCCUCCACCUCCGCCGGAAAAGCCGUCUCUGCUUCGCCGCGUGGUCGCCUGUCUCGCACUUUCGUCUUCCUUCCCUGCGACGCCGCUCACGCCGCGCCAGCGGAAUCUCAUGCUCUGGCGGCAGAGCGCCUACAAGGUGCUGAUGGGUCAGAUUGUCUUUAUGCCUUUUGCAGCCCUCACGCUGUUGUUCCUGGCGCCGGUCCUCCGCGCCGGGCUGUUCUUCCUCUUCCCGCCGCCCGCGGCCUCGGGCCCCGCUGCGGCCAUCGCCUCGCUCCCCUCGCGCGCGCCCGCGCCGCCGGGGGUUGGGCUCCAUUCCGACGCCCCGACGACCGCGGUCGGCGCGCCGGUCCGGGGUCCCGGGCCCGCGCCGGGGACAGAGACAGCCAGCCGGGGAGGGACAGAGGCCGGACGGCCGCAGGGAGAGGAGGGAGAGGGGCUGGAACGCCAAGAGAACUGGCUGCGGCUCGCGUGCCAGGAGGGACUCCUGUGCAUCCGACAGAGUCUCCGCGAGGUGUAUGUCGCCAGUUGGUACGUCUGGCCUCUCUCAGACGUGAUCAAUUUCAGAUUCAUUCCGCUGACCUUCCGACCGCUGUGGGACACGACGCUGGAUCUCUUUUGGACGGUCUAUCUCUCCGCGGCGGCGUAUCCUCGGGGCUUGGAGCUCGCGGCGCGGCUCGCCUCCCACAAGACGCAGCGUGAGGAGCCGCGCGCGGAGGACGAAGUGCGCGCCAAGUCGCAGAUGGAGACGCUUGUGACGCUCGUGCGCGCAGUGAAGAUCAUCCUCUUCGAGGCUCCGCGCUGA